Molecule: messenger RNA, 597 nt
Organism: Ilex paraguariensis (yerba mate)
Lineage: Eukaryota; Viridiplantae; Streptophyta; Magnoliopsida; Aquifoliales; Aquifoliaceae
Source: the annotation of a GenBank genome assembly
AUGACAGAUACAUGGAGAGAUUUUGCUAAACCAAAGGCCAACACAACACUGGAAAUAGCCCGCUCUGCUACACCCUCCAGUCUAUAUCUAUCCUCGGUCCUUGCUCAAGAGCUCAACCGUUCUUCUCUAGGAAGAAAAUCAAUCAAUUGGGUUGAUGUUUCUUUGGCAAAAUCUGGGUCUUGCACAGUUGUUGUGGCUGCUGAAACUGAGGUAGCAGAGGCUCUGCAAGACGAAGAUGAUGUGGUGGGGGAAGGUGGUGUUGCUUCAACUCCUCCAACGAAGCCCAAGAAAGGCAAAGCUGCACUGCCUCUGAAGAGGGAUAGAGUACUGGCCGAGUGUUUUGCUUCUGGAACAUGUUGUGAUAGUUGUAGCUACAUAGAUCGUCAAGAUAACAUUGAGAAUAAGCCUCCAAGGGAAGCUGUUGUUGAAUGGUCCAUAGAGCAUAAUCCAAAUGCAUUCAGGCCAACAAAGAUUGUUGGUAGUCCACACUACAAAUGCAUGAGAGUUUCAUUACAAGGCUUUGUGUCAAAAGCUAGAGAUGUUAGGAUUGCUGCUGGCAGUUUUUGGCCUAAUUGCAAUCAAUAUAGUUUCACGUAG